Messenger RNA from Emys orbicularis (European pond turtle), 3340 nucleotides. It is a transcript of the gene SEC24A, whose product is annotated as SEC24 homolog A, COPII coat complex component. Gene Ontology annotation, biological process: COPII-coated vesicle cargo loading; intracellular protein transport; endoplasmic reticulum to Golgi vesicle-mediated transport. The record is from RefSeq and is a predicted model, not a curated record. The transcript has 23 exons. NCBI's taxonomy places the organism in Eukaryota, Metazoa, Chordata, Testudines, Emydidae. Gene Ontology annotation, molecular function: zinc ion binding; SNARE binding. Bases 11 to 3340 code for a protein of 1109 amino acids. Gene Ontology annotation, cellular component: COPII vesicle coat; endoplasmic reticulum exit site.
CGCUGCCGCCAUGGCCCAGCCCGGGAGACCCCCCGCCGCCUCCGGGCACAGCAGCCAGAACGGGGCUGGAGGGGAACGCUACAGCAACGGUCCUGUGCAAAACUCACUGAUGCAUUCAUCACAAAUGUUAGAUGGCCAAGGAUUCAGCUCUACAGUUCCAGGAUUAUACUCGCAUCAGAUACCAACAAAGGUUCCUGUACAUCCAUCUUCUGGACAAUAUAACUUUGGUGGUUCUCAGAAUGUUUCUCCAUUAAGUAAUCAGGGAUCUGGGCAGACUCUUAAUAGACCACCUGUGGGACCUAUUUCUAUGGCACCUUUGCAACAUGCAAGUUCUGUUCCCCAGAUGCUCCCUCCAUCACAAAACUCUGCUGCUAUACCAUCAUCUUCUAGUAGCUUCGUUCCUGGAGCUUAUCCCCCAGCACUUUCAAACUGGCAGUAUGGUCAGACUCCUAUGAGUCAGCCAACUGGGUCUCAAACAAACCAUUUUGCUCAUGUAGCAGGAACAUUAUCAACCCAGCCAUUAUCAUCAUCAGGGAGCAUAAAUCCUGCAACAAGCUAUCAGUAUACUGUUUCCCCUGGAGGUCCUCCACUUCAAAACAACUACAUGAAACCAGGCUCUGUUCCUCCACCAGUAAAUCGGCCUUUAGCUUCAGCAUUCCCUCCUGCUAGACCUCCUCUAGGACCGCCUCCGGCUGGAGGUCCACCUUUAGUGAGGCCAUCAGCAACCCCAGUAGGACCGCCUAACAGCUCUCUACCCCAACCUCUGCUAAAUUCAGCUACAAACCAAGAAGGUGAUGCAACAGCCGCUGCCAGUGAUGGAUCUUUGGUCCAAAACAGUUACGAUGCAAUAGAAGGAGGAGGCUUCAUGGCAACCACGUAUCCAUCUCCUGCUCCCCAGAAUCUUAAAAUGGGUAGAAAUGUUGGGUAUUCUUAUCCCACCUUACCACCAGGCUACCAGAAUUCAUCUUCACCUGGAGCACCAGGAAUGCAGUCCUCACCCCUGCAAUAUCCAGCUGGACCACAACCAUUUCCUCAGCCUGCCUUGGGCACUAAUCACAUAACUGGGUCUAUGGGUGGCCUGAGUCUGCAACCAGAAGGAUUAAGAUCUAUCAACCUUCUUCAAGAAAGAAAUAUUCUUCCUACAACACCUUUGCAGGCUCCUGUCCCAAACUUGCAUGAAGAAAUCCAGAAGCUCAACUGUAAUCCAGAGUUGUUCCGAUGUACCCUGACUAACAUUCCUCAAACUCAGGCCUUAUUGAAUAAAGCCAAACUUCCUUUGGGGCUCCUGCUUCAUCCUUUCAAAGACCUAUCGCAAUUACCUGUGGUCACCUCCAGUACAAUUGUGAGAUGUCGUUCCUGCAGGACAUAUAUUAACCCUUUUGUCAGCUUUCUAGACCAAAGGAGAUGGAAGUGCAACUUGUGUUAUAGAGUGAAUGAUGUUCCUGAAGAAUUCAUGUACAAUCCUGUGACAAGAGUAUAUGGAGAACCUCAUAAAAGACCUGAAGUUCAAAAUGCUACUAUUGAGUUCAUGGCUCCCUCCGAAUACAUGCUACGUCCACCUCAACCUCCUGUGUAUCUCUUUGUGUUUGAUGUCUCCCACAAUGCAAUAGAAACAGGAUACUUGAAUACAGUCUGCAAGACCUUAUUAGACAAUCUUGACUUGCUUCCUGGGAACACUAGAACAAAAAUAGGCUUUAUAACAUUUGACAGCACAAUCCAUUUCUACAGUCUUCAGGAAGGUCUCUCUCAGCCUCAGAUGCUAAUAGUUUCAGAUAUUGAAGAUGUGUUUAUACCAAUGCCAGAGAACUUAUUAGUAAACUUAAAUGAAAACAAAGAGCUAAUUCAAGAUUUACUGAGGACCUUGCCACAGAUGUUUACCAAAUCCCUGGAAACACAGAGUGCUCUAGGACCUGCGCUGCAGGCCGCCUUCAAACUGAUGUCUCCCACUGGUGGUCGAAUUUCAGUCUUCCAGACACAGCUUCCAUCUGUAGGAGUGGGAUCACUGAAAUCCCGAGAAGAACCUAACCAAAGAGCAUCUGCAAAGGACAUACAUCUUACACCAUCCACUGACUUCUAUAAGAAGUUAGCCUUGGACUGUUCAGGGCAGCAGGUUGCAGUUGACUUGUUCCUUCUUAGUGGGCAGUAUUCUGACUUGGCUUCAUUAGGCUGUAUAUCGAGGUAUUCAGCAGGAAGUGUGUACUACUAUCAAUCUUACCAUCAUCAGCACAACCCUGUCCAGGUGGAGAAAUUACAGAAAGAGCUGAAACGAUACUUAACUAGAAAGAUUGGCUUUGAGGCCGUCAUGAGGAUAAGAUGCACCAAAGGUCUUUCCAUUCAUACCUUCCAUGGGAACUUCUUUGUGCGAUCAACAGACUUGUUGUCUUUACCCAAUGUAAACCCGGAUGCAGGAUAUGCUGUACAAAUGUCAGUAGAGGAAAGUCUCACUGACAUGCCAGUUGUUUCUUUUCAGUCAGCACUACUGUACACAUCCAGCAAAGGUGAAAGAAGGAUUCGAGUCCACACUAUGUGUUUACCUGUUGUUACAACUCUGAAUGAUGUCUAUCUGGGGGCUGACGUACAAGCUAUUACAGGGUUAUUAGCCAAUAUGGCUGUGGACCGGUCAGUUUCUGCUAGUUUAAGUGAUGCUCGGGAUGCCUUGGUGAAUGCUGUAAUCGAUUCACUAUCAGCUUACCGCUCUUCAGUCCUAAGCAUUCAGCAGCCUGGUCUGAUGGCUUCCUAUUCCCUACGACUCUUUCCACUUCAUGUACUGGCUCUCUUAAAACAAAAAGCAUUCCAGACUGGGACAAAUAUCCGUUUAGAUGAGCGUAUUUUUACUAUGUGUCAAGUGAAAAACCAGCCCCUAAUUUUCCUCAUGCUUAUGACCCAUCCCAAUCUGUACAGAGUUGACAAUCUCACAGAUGAGGGAGCCCUCAACAUCAAUGAUAGAACAAUACCUCAGCCACCCAUUCUCCAGCUGUCCGUGGAGAAGUUGAGUAGGGAUGGUGCUUAUCUUAUGGAUGCUGGCUCUGUAAUGUUUAUGUGGAUUGGAAAGAAUUGUGGACAGAAUUUUAUCAGCCAAGUCCUUGGAGUUCCAAGUUAUGUAUCAAUACCACAGAAUAUGACGCAUCUUCCAGAACUUGAAACAGCUGAAUCUACCAGAAUAAUAGCUUUUAUCUCUUGGCUGAGAGAGCAAAGGCCAUUCUUCCCUAUACUGUAUAUAAUAAGGGAUGAAAGUCCACUGAAAUCAAGUUUCCUACAGAACAUGAUAGAAGACAGAACAGAAUCUGCCUUAUCAUACUAUGAGUUCCUCUUGCAUAUACAGCAGCAAGUGAAUAAAUGA